Messenger RNA from Ceraceosorus guamensis, 900 nucleotides. Its product is annotated as HIRA-interacting protein 5. The coding region runs from base 1 to 900 and encodes 299 amino acids. Lineage: Eukaryota; Fungi; Basidiomycota; Exobasidiomycetes; Ceraceosorales; Ceraceosoraceae. Gene Ontology annotation, cellular component: mitochondrion. The record is from RefSeq and is a predicted model, not a curated record. Gene Ontology annotation, biological process: iron-sulfur cluster assembly. Gene Ontology annotation, molecular function: iron ion binding; iron-sulfur cluster binding. The transcript has 5 exons.
AUGUCUAGCCGAUCGUUGCAAGCGCUGCGAUCAGCGCAGCGGCCCGCCUUUGCGGCCCAGGCCAUUCGAAGCGCCACAAGUGGCUCUUCUGUUCGCGGCUUUGGGUGUUCUGCGCCUGGUGCUCAGAGUAGCCGCUUGGGCUCGGCCUCGACUGCAAACACUCAGAGGCUACCUUUGCGCCCGACCGUGCCUGUUGCUGGCGCCGUCUUUGGCAGACAGCAAUCCCGGUCGAUGUUCAUUCAGACGGAGUCCACUCCCAAUGAGGACUCUCUAAAGUUCUUGCCCGGCCAACAAGUGAUGCAGAGCGGAACGGCCGAAUUCACAGACACCCGCUCUUCCAUGACCUCUCCGCUCGCAAAGACGCUUUUCGGACUGAAUGGUGUCAAGACAGUAUUCUUUGGUCCCGACUUUGUCACCGUCUCCAAAGACAGCGAGACUCAGUGGUCAACACUGAAGCCCGAGAUCUAUAGCACCAUCAUGGAACACUUUACAGCGGGCAGAGACCUUUUUCUGGAUCCUGAAUCUGCUCAGGGCUCUUCAGACACGAUCAUCUUGGACACGGACAGCGAGACGGUUGCUAUGAUCAAGGAGCUUCUGGACACUCGGGUUCGACCCGCAAUACAGGAGGACGGCGGGGAUAUCGAGUACAGGGGCUUCGAUGAGGACGGCGAUCGGAUUGUGCGUUUGAAAUUGAAAGGCUCGUGCAGAGGCUGCUCCAGCAGUGCAGUCACCUUGAAAACCGGAAUCGAGCGUAUGCUCAAGCACUACAUUCCAGAGGUCGAAGCAGUUGAGCAGGUGCUCGAUCAGGAAGAGGAGAUUGCAUUGGACGAAUUCGCCAAGUUGGAGUCAAAGCUCAACAAGGAUCGAGCACGAGAAUCUCAGAUGGGCUUCUCCCACUAG